Molecule: messenger RNA, 1255 nt
Organism: Cylicocyclus nassatus
Lineage: Eukaryota; Metazoa; Nematoda; Chromadorea; Rhabditida; Strongylidae
Source: the annotation of a GenBank genome assembly
AGCGGCUUCAAAACCAAAGUCGUUUUGUCAGCUUUCCAUUUUCUUUUUCUUCCAGAAUACCAUACAGGAUCUUGUUUCUGUUCUGCUCGAAAAAUGGUGAGCAAGUCUCAGACUGCAGCUGACAAGGCCGGUGAUGAAGCUCCGCAAGCCUAUGCUGUCGAGAAGAUUCUGAAAAUGAGAAAAAGAGCAGGAAAAAUGGAAUUUUUACUCAAAUGGGAGGGAUAUCCAGUGAAGGAGGCGACGUGGGAAGCAGAACGUGAUUGCGAUUGUGAGGAUCUGAUCAAGGAGUUUCUCAAAAAUAGCGUAGUUCAAAAAGGUUUGAAAUCGAAGCUUAGGGGCAAGUCAAGGAAAGACAUUACUGUUAAGCUAACGAAGAAGAUACAUUAUGGUGCGAGAAGAGCCACUUUAAAAGAGAUCAAAGGAGUUGUGUCUGAGAGGAAACGAACUCCGAACAAGAAGCAGACAACUCCGAAACCUAAGCUCGCAUCCUCUGCCUCCUCAAAAAAGGAGGUCACCCCGAAAUCAAAGAAAGAAAACGGAGAGAAGCCACCUGUUCCUUCAAAGCGACGAGCCUCUAUUUCGCCCAAAUCUCUGUCGUCUGCAAAAGGAAAAACCGAAGAGAAGAAACCGAGGAAAGAAACUGAAGUAAAUGAAACGCCUACAACUACAGUUGCACUUCAGGAAAAAACUUCUGCGCCUCCAUCUGGUGAACAGAGAAGUUCCGUUCGGUCCAAGCGCCUCAGCAAUAUCCGAGCUCUGCCACCUUCUAGAGACGGAUCCUGUAUCAGCGAUGAAAGUUCUACGCCUGUCCGUUUUCUGAAAUUAAAAAGGAAAAAUGACGAAAUUGCAGCGAAAAUGAAAGCGUCCAAUGUUAGCUCCCCUCCAAAAGAUCAAGUGUACAAGGUUCAGCAGGGGCAGAAGAUCGAGAAGAUCGCACCGCGCCUCAGCAUCAAAGAAUGGAAUAUGUUCCGUCGAAGAUUCUUCGCAAAUAUGCGAUGGAGAAAUUUGUCGAUUUCCUCGAGCAGCUUGUGGAGCGAAACGUCACCGAAUCAAAGGACUAAGAGUCUCGAAAAAAGUGUUUCUGUAAUCUUAAUCGUAUGUUGAAUGCUACUAAUUUUCACAUUCGUAACAGUGCAAAACUCUGCGAAGUAUGUCCCAAUCUUUCAUUGACAACUUACGGGAAUGUUUCUGAUCUGAUCUAUCAGUCUAGUAUAAUCACCGGUGUAUUUUUUCAAAUUUCGCAUGUUGUUGAAGC